Messenger RNA from Strongylocentrotus purpuratus (purple sea urchin), 2784 nucleotides. RefSeq names its product prostaglandin reductase 1. Gene Ontology annotation, cellular component: cytoplasm. Gene Ontology annotation, molecular function: 15-oxoprostaglandin 13-reductase [NAD(P)+] activity; 2-alkenal reductase [NAD(P)H] activity. NCBI's taxonomy places the organism in Eukaryota, Metazoa, Echinodermata, Echinoidea, Camarodonta, Strongylocentrotidae. Bases 133 to 1116 code for a protein of 327 amino acids. Gene Ontology annotation, biological process: prostaglandin metabolic process. The transcript has 9 exons. The record is from RefSeq and is a predicted model, not a curated record.
GCUUGAUUGCAGAUCCUCGGAGGCUAUAACAAGCCCGUCAUUUCGGUUCAACAAUCAUUGGCUCAAAAAGAUUUUCGAGCAAUCGGAAACAGACAGACCUGGGGUUUCGUUAUCAAACGUUAAUGAUAGAUCAUGGCUGUAGCAGGAAAAAGGAUCGCCUAUGCGGAGGCUUUUGACGGAGAUGUGAAAGAUUCGAAUUUCCGUCUUGAAAAAAUCCAGGUUCCUGCGCCUAAAGAUGGAGAGGUUCAGCUGGAAGCCGUGUAUCUAACGGUAGACCCUUACAUGAGAUUAUUGACUCCACCGGUGGGGGAAACAAUGGUCGGAGAGCAAGUCGCAAAGGUGGUUGCGAGUAAGGAUAAGAAUGUUCCUGUAGGUACCUUGGUUCAAGCCCAGACUGGGUGGUCAUCGCAUUCUAUUGCCAAGGGAAGUGACGUCGUACCGGUACCGAAAUUCACUUCAAACGAUUGGCCAAAGUCUCUGGCACUCGGUCUGCUCGGUAUGCCUGGAAUAACGGCUUACUUUGCCUUUUUGGACUGCUGUCGUCCAAAAGCAGGGGAAACGGUAGUUGUGAGCGGAGCCGCUGGUGCCGUGGGCGCGGUCGUUGGACAGAUAGCCAAAAUCAAGGGUUGUCAAGUGAUUGGCUUUGCAGGCUCUGACAAGAAGGUUCAAUACCUAAAGGACAUAGGAUACGAUGUGGCCGUCAAUUAUAAGACAAUGGGAGACUUGGACAAGAAAUUGAAGGAGGUAGCCCCCAAAGGAGUAGACUGCUACUUCGAUCUGAUUGGAGGGGAGUUUUCCAGUACGGUUAUCUACAACAUGAACGCGCAUGGCCGUAUAUGUGUUUGUGGAUCCAUCAGCGCCUACAAUGCGAAAGAGCCCCCUAAAGCGAGAAUCCUUCAACCAGCAAUCAAUGGUCAGCGUCUAUCAAUCCAAGGAUUCCUUGUCUUCGAUCAUAAGGAUAAAUACAUGGUGGCCGUAAAACAACUGAUGAUUUGGCUUCAAGAGGGUAAGCUGAAAUACCAGGAGCAUGUGACCAAGGGAUUUGAGAACACACCCAAGGCUUUCAAGGGGCUAUUCACUGGAGCAAACUUCGGCAAAGCCAUCGUCCAGAUAUAAACAUCUCAGAGCAAAAGGAGUAACUCAUCCAUUUGCCAUUAUAAGAUGUAUUACGAUCACCGACAGAUUCUGAUGCUGCCAUUAGUUUUGUUGAAAACAAAUUUAGAAGCUCGUCAGACUCUUAUGGUAGUCGCUAACCUCAUACAAUGAAAUAAAUCAUCUGGCUUUUUACUACUUCCGUAAGAAUAUUAUCGUCAUGAUGGCGGUGCUAAAUGAAAUGUUCGAAUUCAAUAUUACUGAUCAUAAACAACGAAAAACAAAUACUGUCUUCGUAUUUCAAAUGGAAAGUAUGCUGUAGAAGUCUAUGCGAAAAAGAGUGGGAAAGGGGGAUUUGAAAGAAUGAAUAACAUGAUGAAUAUUGAUUAAUUAUAUUGUUAAUCUUCUCUUUACCAUUUCCUCUAUUAUACGAAUAGUAAUAUAGUAAUGUUUCUGUGUUCCUUAACAACUGUGUAAGAGAAGCAAAUCUUAUCCGGAAUUUGAUUUUUCCUAUUAGGUUUUAAAUUCAAAUUGAAAUAUUAUGCAAGCUUUCCAAUCUCAAAGCCUGUCGGAUGUUUACUCAACAUAGAAUAUAACCUCAAUAUCCAGAUGAUCUUUGAUGGUUAGGUUAUGCACGGUGGUGUAUAUGAAUUCAUAUGUUUGCGGUUUCACCCGAGAAGGACUGUUUUGGUUUGGAAGGGGAUAGAGAAGAAAGUGAGAGAGCGAUAUUAUUUCGGUCCUACAAAAGAACAUUAAGGGGCGUCCGGUAUUGGGUUAAGUGACCGUACUUGUAAGUACAUAAUGGAAGAACAUUAGCCUUGAAGUUUAAUGAAUUUUGGAAAUUAAAUUGAUAUACCAAGGACUAAUUGCAAAAUACAAUAUUGUUAUUGAAGUGGUGUUCGUAUCUGAAAUAAAAUCUGAAAUAUUUAGUUUAUCAGCAAUAUUUUUAAUCGAGCUGUUGCAGUGUAGGACAAGUCAUGGUUCGAGUUUUGCCUAUGUUUAUUUUCAUUCGUAAUAUAAAACUACAUUCCAUAUCUUGUGCAUGCCAUCCCUCCUUUAAACGAUAUGAUAUGAUAUGUUUACCCUUAUGAUAGUCCACAUUCAAAAUAGAAGGACUCUAAAAUAUCAACCGAGACAAUUUAUCAUGCUUUACUGUAAGAACGUCAAUAUUUUCUGUUCGUUUGUGUAUAGAGAAGAAAAAUUGCAGUAGACGUAGAACAUGGAAAGGAAAGGCAUUUAAAAAUAAGAUCGAUACAGGUUAAAUUAUGUUAUGAGCAGAAUAUGGAUAGUUAUAGUUUUGAAGCCUUUCUCAUGCUAAUGACACAAAGGACUUUAGAAGAAAAAGAGCAAGCUUAGCCAUUUGCAAACCAAUAGUUGCAAAUUGCCUAGUUUUAAUUAAAUUGGAAAGAAAUUUGAUUGCUAAUCUUUAAUAAAUCGCCAAAUGAUUGUACUCUGGUGGCGGUAAUUGCCGCGAAGAUCCAAGAUUUUGAGUAACAAAUCGAAGCGUGCACCAUGUCAUAAUUAUUUACCUUUUAUCAGGAUCAUGAUUAUUCAUCAUCAUAUUUUUUUCUUGAGCGCGGUCUUUUGCAAGAGUUAUGAUAGUCAUUUUUAUCCACAUUGUGUAGUAUAUCAAGUUGAACAAACUUUGCUUAAAAGCUGAAUGCUAUGAAAUAAAAUGCUUUGUAAUGUAGA